Molecule: messenger RNA, 1397 nt
Organism: Zymoseptoria tritici IPO323
Lineage: Eukaryota; Fungi; Ascomycota; Dothideomycetes; Mycosphaerellales; Mycosphaerellaceae
Exons: 3
Coding region: 96-1397 (433 amino acids)
Source: RefSeq, a predicted model, not a curated record
GGUGUCCGUGUGUCGCCAACCCAAUCCAACUAAGCCCCUGCCUUUCAUCCACCAUUCAUGCGCCGGCAUUACACGCGACUCUGCUUCUGACAAUAAUGUCGCUCCCUUCUCCUCCCACCACCGCCUCCACCGAUCCACCACUCUCUCCGCUCUCCGCAUCCGCAUCGACCUCGCAACCACCUCGCCGUGCGAAAAGUCCGCCACUUGCAUUCGAGAAGACGCCAAACGACUCCCUUUACGCUCCGAUCUUCCCAAAUCGACGUCGCGAAAGUCCAUCCGGGUCGCCUGCCAACAUGGGUUUCGCCAGCCCUCCCACACCCGGCGAGCGCGACCUCCAGGUGAUCGUGGAUCGUCAGGCCAAUGCUUUUGAGAAGAUGUAUGAGGCAUUCCAAGCCGAAAGAGAUGUUUGGAAAUUGGAGAAACAGCGACUCCAUGGCAGGAUUGCGGCAUUGGAACAAUUGCUUAAGAGCAGUGAUCAUUGGAGCCCUGCGAAGUCGCCAAUCACCACGCCUGGUGGUGACAUAUCCUCUCCUCAAUCGCGCGCCUUACACGGCGGAAUCACAUUACCUACCAUCGCGGAAGACGAGAACAUACCUCCACUAGCGGAACGUCGUGAAUGCGCUCCGAAGUCAAUAGAACUCACACCACCUCCAGCACUGAGCAAGCGGACCAGUGCAGUGACCUACAAAGACGCCGAUGGGUUUCAAGUGGAGGAGAUUCCUGCCUCAGAGACACAUCAAUCGGGCCGUCUCUCACCACCACCGCCGAACAACCGCACUCAUGCUGGACACACACCAAUACGGAUACCUCGGAGACCCACGCCACCGCCGGCCGGCUUGUCUUUGGAUGAUGUGGAGGAUACACCAACGAGGACCAAUACACAUAUCAACACUCUACUGUCUCAGACGAAAGAGGAGGACGAAGACGUUGCGUUAAAGGGACCGCUGAACAUGCCUGAGCUACCACACCAGGCAGAUGGAUCGAACUUCACUUUGGAGAUGCUCUCCAAGAAAUUGGAGCAAAUAGUAAAGGACCCAGAAGGCCAAAGCAGUAGACCGAUGGUGUUCGCACAACCCAGUCCAGGCCUCGCAUCGCCUGCAAACGAGCCUGCCGAUCGAGAGAGUCAGACCAUCAGUCCGCGCUCGAAAUCGAAACUCGGUGAAACUCCUCUCGCGCCGGCUAGCACUCUCAUCGACCAGCCACCUACCACCACCGAAUCGCCAGCAACCAUCGCCUCACCCGACAAGGGAGGUGUCAUGUCUCCGCAAGAGAUUCACGAAGCCAAAAUCCACAACGACUUCGAACAAGGCGGAAUCCGAUUGAAGAAGAAAUCAAGCACGAACUUUGGCACGCCGUUUGGGACGAUUGGAGGGUUUCCGGGGAGGAAGACAUCGUAG